CCCCUUCCCCCUUGGUGAAAUACGUUUCUCUGGGACUGCGGACUUCUCGGCACGCUGUGUGUCCUCCACGUUUUAGCAGCUGUCAGCUGAUCCACCUGCUGCUCUUCAUCAGACAGAGGCUGAGCCACUGAUGCUCUGAUAGAAUGAAAGAGGUGGAGGAGAAGGAAGAAGCAUCUGUCUACCAACGGGUCGUGUUGAAAAACGCCUCACCGUACCACUACCUGAAGGUCCGCCUUGUGCUGGAGGAUGACUCAACCAGACUAAGUGCCGUUGAACUGAAAUACUUCAUCAUCACAGGCCUGAAGUCUCUGUAUGGAGAGGUGGGAGCAGCGUUAAACUUUGACGUCCUGAAGUACGAUGAGGACACCCUGACCGCUUUCCUCCGUGUUUACAGCAGAAGUUUGGUGAAGCUGUGGAGCUCCCUGACUCUUCUCGGCUCCUACCAGAACCAGGCCUGUGCCUUCAGAGUCCUGCAGGUGUCUCCGUUCCUCUUGGCGCUGACUGGAAACAGUCGGGAUCUACAGCUCGACUGAGGCCUGAGGAGCUUUUUUUCCUUCCGCAAUGAGUUUCCUGUGGAGGCGAGUCUUUAAUAAACCGCUGUCUUCCAUCACAGCGGCUCCUCACCUCAGCCGGCCACUCCACAUUGGCCAACGAGCUUCGCUCACCAAAGCGUUCUCCUCCCGUGACGUGGAGGUGUUCGCUGAGCUGACAGGUGACACCAACCCCCUCCACCUGGAUCCGGCCUACGCCAGCACCACUUCGUUCGAGACACCUAUCGUGCACGGCGUCCUCAUCAACGGCCUGAUCUCGGCCGUGCUCGGCACCAGGAUGCCGGGUCGAGGCUGCAUCUUCUUGUACCAGGAGAUCCGCUUCCCGGCGCCGCUCUACGUUGGAGAGGAGGUGCUGGCCGAAGCCGAAGUCCGCAAGAUUAAGAUGUCCUUUGCCUUCAUUGCUGUGACGUGCUCUGUUAAGGAUAAAGUGGUGAUGGAGGGUGAGGUGAUGGUGAUGAUGCCUGAGGAGCAGCAGCAGAAGGAGUGAGAGGAGGAGGUGGUCACCGCUCACUGUCUCCUCAAAAUAGUAUUUUGUACAUGAGGGACUUUAUUAUUGUUUAUUGCUCAAAGCAAGAAAAACGUGUUUAUAGGCAGAACAUCUACUAUUUGUUUCCAGCUCUGCUUUGUUUGUUUUGAAAUCUUUUGUGUGGAGAUAAAAUAAUAAAUUUGUCUUUGAAUUUUUCAAAC
Oreochromis niloticus (Nile tilapia) is the source of this 1238-nucleotide messenger RNA. RefSeq names its product ribonuclease P/MRP 14 subunit (gene rpp14). Lineage: Eukaryota; Metazoa; Chordata; Actinopteri; Cichliformes; Cichlidae. Gene Ontology annotation, molecular function: ribonuclease P RNA binding; (3R)-hydroxyacyl-[acyl-carrier-protein] dehydratase activity. Gene Ontology annotation, biological process: fatty acid biosynthetic process; tRNA 5'-leader removal. The coding region runs from base 562 to 1038 and encodes 158 amino acids. The record is from RefSeq and is a predicted model, not a curated record. The transcript is spliced from 6 exons. Gene Ontology annotation, cellular component: mitochondrion; multimeric ribonuclease P complex; nucleolus.